Poecile atricapillus (Black-capped chickadee) is the source of this 2568-nucleotide messenger RNA. RefSeq names its product nuclear envelope integral membrane protein 1 (gene NEMP1). Gene Ontology annotation, cellular component: nuclear envelope. The transcript is spliced from 11 exons. The coding region runs from base 149 to 1546 and encodes 465 amino acids. The record is from RefSeq and is a predicted model, not a curated record. Lineage: Eukaryota; Metazoa; Chordata; Aves; Passeriformes; Paridae.
CGGGCGCGGGGAUGCUCCGGGUACCGGCAGCGCUGUCCCGGCAGUGCCCCCCCGGUGCCGGAGCCCUCGCGAAGGGCUGGCACUUGGUGACACCGGCACGCACACGCUGCCAUCCAAAGGCAUCGCGCUCCUCUCCUAUUGGCUGUGGAUGCUCCUCGGCGGCCGGGCCAGGCGGGCGCCGGAAGCGGAAGUUUCCGGGGCAGCCGCGGCGGGAGGGAUGAAACCGGCUCCGGGGCGACGGUGGCGGCUCCCGGGACUGCCCGUGCUGCUGCUGCUGUUCCUGCCCUUCCCGCUCCUGAUAGCUGCAGGCACCAAGGAUCCCAUCAUCCCGCUCCAGGAGGGCCACACGUCCCACCACCAUGAAUCCCAGCGCUUCUGCUACACCAACACCCGCGUCCCGCGGUGGAACGACAUCUGGACGAGGACACAGAUCCGCGUCACCAGCAGCCGGAUGAUCCGCGUCACCCAGGUGGACAGCGAGGAGGAGCUGGAGAAGUUCAGCGUGUGGAAUGUGCUGUUCUCCUUCCUGAGGGGGAAGCUCAACGACACCAGCAUCGAUGUGGAUCUCUACAGCAACAAAACCUGCCUCAAGGUCGAGCUGCUGGAGCCCGGCACCACCUACUCCGUCGUCCUCUUCCGACGCUUUGAUCCUAAGCUGUUCCUUGUUUUCUUCCUGGGCCUGCUGUUGUUUUUCUGUGGGGAUUCCCUGAGCAGGAGCCAGAUCUUCUACUACUCAGCUGGGAUCAGUGUUGGCUUGCUGGCCUCGCUGCUCGUCCUCGUCUACAUGAUGUCCAAGGUCAUGCCCAAAAAAAGCCCUGUGUACUUCCUGCUGGUUGGAGGUUGGUCCUUCUCCCUGUACCUGCUUCAGCUGAUCUUCAAGAACCUGCAGGAGAUCUGCAAAUCCUACUGGCAGUACCUGUUAGGUUACCUGCUGCUGGUGGGCCUCCUGAGCUUCGCCGUGUGCUACAGGUACGGCCCCUUGGAGAACGAGCGCAGCAUCAACCUCCUGUCCUGGGCCCUGCAGCUGCUGGGGCUGCUGCUGAUGUACUCGGGCAUCCAGAUCCACCCCAUCGCCCUGGGGCUGGUGCUCAUCGCUGUCUGCACCAAGAACCUGGACUACCCCUUGCACUGGGCCUUCGCUGCCUACCGGAGGGUGCAGAAUUCCAGGCUGGGCCCGAGCCCUCCUCGGCUGCUGACGGAGGAGGAAUUUCGGCUCCAGGGUGAGGUGGAGACCCGCAAGGCCCUGGCAGAGCUGCGGAGCUCCUGCCAGAGCCCCGAAUUCUCUGCCUGGAGCACGGUGUCCCGCAUCCAGUCUCCCAAAAGGUUUGCUGAUUUUGUGGGUGGUGCUUCUCACGUCACCCCCAACGAGGUGUCUGCCCACGAGCGGGAGUUUGGCCUGGGAAGUCUCUUAAACGAGCAGCUCUUCGAGGAGGAUGAUGAUGAUGACGAUGAAGAUGAUGAAGAGGAGGAGGAAAACAUCAAUGGCUUCUCUGUUGGGAAUCACAGGAGUGAGUCCCUGUCCCACAAGCAUCUGGAUGUCCAGUGAGCUCCUGCCUGAGGUGUGAAGGCUGCUGUCAGCACAGCUCUGGCUGUUGUGGGGCCGGGAUGCAUGGGAGCCUCCCCAGUCUUGGAGGUCACCUGGUCCUGGAUGCAGCCUGGACCCAGCCCAACUUUUGCAGUGGACUUUUGUGAGCUCCCAGGGUGGCACCCCCGGGGCAGGGACCCUCUCCCAAACCUGGGUGCUUCUCUGGCUCCAUGCCACAGCUGUGGGCUGCAGACAGGAGCCCCAUUCCCCUCACUGGGCACUGGACAGCCUGGGGUGGGGAUGGACCUUCCCCUCCAUCCCCUGUGCAGGUGCCUGAGGGUGACACACGAGAGGAACUUUGGACCUGUCCCGCUGGUACCUGUGUGCUCAGCACCUGCCUGGAGCCGUGGUGAGGGAGCUGCCAGUGACCUCCUCCUCCUCCUCCUCCUGUUACAAAUGUCACGCAGCUCCAGCUGGUCGGGCCACACCUCUGCCUUGGCUUCAAUCCCGUGUGGAUACCAACAACUCCAGCACCUCCCCGGUGGAGCUGUGGAGCCUCGGGGUCUGCUGGCUGCCCCUGGAUGUGGUGUUGGGGUAGAGGCCAUGCUCAGCCCCCUCUCCUCAUGCCAGAGCUGAGGAUGAGUGUGGAUGUGCUUCCUCCCUGCCUCGCUGCCCUUCUGCUGUUCUCCUCUCCCGGUGGGUGCGGGCGGGGAUUGGGGGUGACCCUACUGAUGUUCCAGCUCCCAGUGCUGGCUGGGGAGCUCUGCCAAAGCACAAAGCUGGAGGGGACGCCCCAAUCUAUGCAACUUCCUAAGCAAUAGCGCUGCCCUCAGCUCCUCAGCUGCCCUGGGGACCCCCAACCCAGCCCCUACCUCACCUGGAGCUUCUGCCAUCAGUUUGUUCCAGUCCCAGGUCUGUCCCUGUCCCAGGUUUGCUCUCCAGCCCUCGCUGUGCUUUCCUCCCUCAGACUCUGUUACUCUGUCCCCCCCACCCUCAGCGUGGUGAAUGACUGAUUGUAUUUUUAAUAAAGAUGUAUUUUUUAG